Messenger RNA from Coffea eugenioides, 3271 nucleotides. RefSeq names its product phospholipase D delta-like. Bases 223 to 2760 code for a protein of 845 amino acids. The transcript has 10 exons. The record is from RefSeq and is a predicted model, not a curated record. Gene Ontology annotation, cellular component: plasma membrane. Lineage: Eukaryota; Viridiplantae; Streptophyta; Magnoliopsida; Gentianales; Rubiaceae. Gene Ontology annotation, biological process: phosphatidylcholine metabolic process; phospholipid catabolic process. Gene Ontology annotation, molecular function: calcium ion binding; D-type glycerophospholipase activity.
CUCCGCCUUGCCAUUGCCAACUCCAUUUGCCCAACCGUUUGCUCCGACGGAGAAGCCAAAGAUCACAAACUCCCAAUCAAACCGCCCCCUCCCUCGUGUAUCAUUUAUCCUCCUCCUCUUUCUCCGCCGGUAGCCAGCCAGCCAGCCAGCCACCACCCCAUUGUCAACAAUAUCCUCGAGAGAAGGAACAAUUUACAAUUUUGUCGAUCAUUUAUUCUCCCAAUGGCGGAUGGUGAGUCGCAAGAGAAUGCUGCUAACUUCAUAUAUCUCCAUGGAGAACUUGAUCUCAAUAUUCUGGAAGCUCGGUUCUUGCCCAAUAUGGACCUAGUCUCCGAGCAUCUCCGGCGAUGCUUCACGGCAUUCGACGUCUGCCGGAGACCAUUCGCGGCUCGCCGGAAGACCCAUCGCCACAGAAGGAUUAUCACCAGCGAUCCUUACGUCACCGUCUGCCUGGCCGGAGCUACAGUGGCGCGUACCCGGGUGAUCCCCAAUUCCCAGGACCCCAUCUGGAACGAGCAUUUCAAGAUCCCAUUGGCCCACCCGGUUUCCCAGGUGGAGUUUCAGGUCAAGGAUAAUGAUGUUUUCGGAGCGGAUUUCAUCGGCGUCGCAACCGUCCCGGCUCAGAGACUUGUCUCCGGCGAGCUCAUUGAUGAUUGGUUUCCGAUCAUUGGGCCCUACGGCAAGCCUCCGAAGCCGGAUACAGCUGUGCGGCUAAAGAUGAAAUUCACCAAGUGCGAAGACAACCCUUUACACAGCCGGGGAGUAGCAGAGAAUCAUGGGCUGAAAGAGAGUUAUUUUCCGGUGAGGCCCGGAGGGGGAGUGACUCUGUAUCAGGAUGCUCACGUGCCAGAUGGGAUGUUGCCGGAAAUUAAAUUGGAUGAGAAGAGAAUAUUUGAGCACGAAAAUUGUUGGGAAGAUAUCUGUCAUGCAAUAUUGGAGGCUCAUCAUCUGGUUUAUAUAGUGGGAUGGUCUAUCUAUCACAAGGUGAAGUUGGUUAGAGAGCCAAGCAAGCCUUUGCCGAGCGGCGGGAAUUUGAGUCUCGGGGAGUUGCUCAAGUACAAGUCCCAGGAGGGGGUUAGGGUGUUAUUGUUGGUUUGGGAUGACAAGACUUCUCACAGCAAGUUCUUUAUUAAUACUGGAGGAGUGAUGCAAACUCAUGAUGAAGAAACUCGGAAGUUUUUCAAGCACUCCUCUGUUACUUGUGUGCUAUCACCUCGAUAUGCUAGCAGUAAGCUCAGCAUUUUCAAGCAGCAGGUGGUUGGGACCCUAUACACACACCAUCAAAAAUGCGUGAUUGUGGACACACAAGCCCAUGGAAAUAACAGGAAGAUAAGUGCAUUUAUUGGAGGCCUUGACCUCUGUGAUGGGCGCUAUGAUACACCUCAGCAUAGACUCUGUCGUGAUCUUGACACUGUUUUUGUGGAUGACUACCACAAUCCAACUUUUGCUGCAGGAACUAAGGGUCCCAGGCAACCAUGGCAUGAUUUACAUUGCAAAAUUGAAGGACCUGCUGCAUAUGAUGUUCUCACAAACUUUGAACAACGUUGGAGAAAAGCUACAAAAUGGUCAAAGUUUGGAAGGCGUUUUAAAAAGAUUACUCAUUGGCAUGAUGAUGCUUUACUGAAAAUUGAGAGGAUCUCUUGGAUAAUUAGUCCAUCCUCAUCUGUUCCAAAUGAUGAUCCUUCACUACAGAUUACCACAGAAGAUGAUCCCGAAAAUUGGCAUGUUCAGGUUUUCCGAUCAAUAGAUUCAGGUUCUGUGAAAGGAUUUCCCAAGAAUGUUAAAGAAGUCGAGGCUCAGAAUUUAGUCUGUGCUAAAGAUCUUGUAAUAGACAGGAGUAUUCAGAUGGCUUAUAUUCAGGCAAUCAGAUCUGCCCAGCACUUCAUUUACAUCGAGAAUCAGUAUUUUCUUGGGUCAUCUUAUGCUUGGCCUUCCUAUAAAGAUGCAGGUGCUGAUAACUUAAUUCCAAUGGAGAUUGCACUAAAGAUUGCUAGUAAAAUACGGGCAAAGGAGAGAUUUUCUGUUUACGUGGUUAUCCCAAUGUGGCCUGAGGGUGCCCCCACUUCUGCCUCAGUGCAAGAAAUUCUGUAUUGGCAGGGUCAGACAAUGCAAAUGAUGUAUGGCAUCAUAGCAAAGGAGCUGAAAUCCUCAGGGCUUGAGAACUCAGAUCCUACUGACUACCUAAAUUUCUAUUGUCUUGGCAAUCGGGAGGAAUGGCAUGAAGAAUCCAAUUCAGCUGCUAAAGUUUCAUCUAGUGGUGAAGUGGCCUUGGCUUCACAAAAAUAUCGGCGCUUUAUGAUAUAUGUCCAUGCCAAAGGAAUGAUAGUAGAUGAUGAGUACGUGAUCUUAGGGUCUGCCAACAUUAAUCAACGAUCUAUGGCUGGUUCAAGAGACACAGAGAUUGCCAUGGGUGCAUAUCAACCCCAUUACACAUGGUCCAAGAAACAAAAACAUCCAAAUGGCCAGAUAUACGGGUACAGGAUGUCAUUAUGGGCUGAACAUUUGGGAAAGAUAGAUGACUGCUUUAUGAAACCUGAGAGUUUGAAAUGCGUGCAGCAUGUCAACAAAAUUGCCAAAGAUAACUGGAAGAAAUUCACAGCAGAGAAUUUCACUCCAUUGCAGGGCCAUCUUCUUCAAUACCCGUUGGAAGUUGAUGGCGAUGGAAAGGUGAAACCUAUGCCCGAUUAUGAAACUUUUCCGGAUGUUGGUGGAAAGGUGCUGGGGGCACAUUCUACUCUCCCAGACGCUUUGACUACAUAACCUCAAGUAGCUUGGGGUUCUAUACGUCUGCAUAAGGUCCAAUCUAUUCACUUUUGCACCCAGCCAGAAUACUCUUAGGAAAGAUUUCCCGAAGGUAAAAGCGCCAAACAAAAUAAGGCUUGUCAAAUUGACAAUUUACCAUGGCCUGUAACUGUAACGUGUAAAUUAUUCUUUUGCCGCCUACCGGGUUGGGCUUAAUAUUAUUAAGUUCUUUUUCCUUUCCCUGAUUCUUUGCUACAGGUAUGCGUAAAAUAAUCUCAAUGUGAUCUUUACUAUAAAGCCCAGGUUGUAUCUUAUGAGUUCAUUUUGAUUACACGGAUAACCUUUGUUUCAACCCCAUUAUAUUUAUUUUCCCUGAUGAAGAUGAUUAAGAAGUAGCGAACGAAAUGUUAAAGUAGUAAUAGAAACAUGAAAAUGUGCUCGAACGCCCCAAUAGCAGCAUUCUUGAAUGACUUUGUGAAAGCUAAAAUUAAAAGUUCACCUCAUACAUGAUAUAUGCAAUCCUCUGAUU